Sceloporus undulatus (fence lizard) is the source of this 6195-nucleotide messenger RNA. It is a transcript of the gene NFX1, whose product is annotated as nuclear transcription factor, X-box binding 1. Gene Ontology annotation, biological process: negative regulation of transcription by RNA polymerase II. Gene Ontology annotation, cellular component: nucleus. Bases 99 to 3437 code for a protein of 1112 amino acids. Lineage: Eukaryota; Metazoa; Chordata; Lepidosauria; Squamata; Phrynosomatidae. The transcript is spliced from 24 exons. The record is from RefSeq and is a predicted model, not a curated record. Gene Ontology annotation, molecular function: zinc ion binding; DNA-binding transcription factor activity, RNA polymerase II-specific; RNA polymerase II transcription regulatory region sequence-specific DNA binding.
CUGGGCGGGCCUACGAGCGCGGCGCCUGCGUGCCUGGCUGCUGGGCCCCGGCGGCGGCGGAGCUCCUGGGGCUGGCUGGGGCUCUGGCUCGGCGGGAGAUGGCGGAGGCAGCGCUGCCCAACUCAGGGGUGUUAAAUCCAGAUGCAACUGACUUCAUUCCAAGGGAAAGGAAAACUUUUGGUCUCAAUUGGAGCAGACAGUCUACCUUGGAACUGGACCAGGAUUCAAGCAGAAACAUACGGCCUCCUAUUCAACCUAGGCACAGUAAAUAUGAAACUCCUUCUGCGGAUCGUCGGAGUUUUUACAGUCCAGAGAACCAGCGUAGAGGUCAGUCAGAUUCUCCACUGUUCAGCAGUAUGGGUAAAACUAAGGGCCGCAGUCUACAUAGUCAGCGGUGGCAGAGGUCAAGGAAUGAGAGAACACAUGGCAAAAAUCAGGUAAAGCAUGCAGCUGCAGGGAUGUCAGAAGAACCUGUGGGUUCAGAUGCCAGAUUGGUUCCAGGGCGGAGGAUGAAUCCUCGAGACUACAGUGACAACUCUUCAGAUAGCGAGAAAGAAAGUGCUAAUGCAGAUAGCAGAGGAGCAAAGCCAAAGAAGACAUAUUUGACGCAUUCACGUGGAAGAGGGUUGAAAGAAAAGGAGAAACAUCCACCUGAAAGGGAGAAAAGAAUACCCCCUAAAUGGAAGGACAAGGCCUUUGAUAACACACCAGCAGUAGAUCUGAUUCAGUCGGACUCUUCUGAAACAUCUUUUGGAAAAGCAGUGUCUGAUGGCUUUUCUGACAAUAGCAUUGCACGGAGAAAGUAUCCUUUUGGAAACAGAUAUUUUAGGGACCCUGUGUGGAAUAAGGAAACUGGCAAAAGGCAAGAUAUGUCCAGGAGUAAAAACAUGAAACAUGUUAAGAAUGCCUCCCUUCCCCAUCCUCCCAAAGAACGCAGCAGUGAUAAGAGGAAAGAAACUGUGCUACGUGAAAGAGGUUCAAAUUCUGUGACUGUGGCACAGACACAAACAAUGUGUGAAGCAUCUACAUGUGAUGGGAGAAAGCCUCUCCUUCACGAGGGAUAUAAAAAUAGGCGCUGGAAAAAACAAAAUGAUGCACCAAAGAGCAAGGAAACUCAUACAGGGUCUCUGAUAGAGCAGCUUACCUCAGAAAAAUAUGAAUGUAUGGUAUGUUGUGAGGUGAUCCGUGUGGUAGCUCCAGUGUGGAGCUGUCAGAAUUGCUAUCAUGUAUUUCAUUUGAGCUGCAUAAAGAAGUGGGCAAGAUCUCCAGCAGCACAGACUGAAGAUGGCAACAGUGGUUGGCGAUGUCCUGCUUGUCAAAACGUUUCAGCCCAAGUUCCUAAUAUUUAUACCUGUUUUUGUGGUAGGGUAAAAAACCCUGAAUGGAAUAGAAAUGAAAUUCCACAUAGUUGUGGAGAGCUGUGUAGAAAGAAAAGGUCAGCUCAAGAUUGUCCACACUUGUGUAAUAUUCUCUGUCAUCCAGGACCUUGCCCAUCAUGCCCUGCUUUUAUGACCAAAAAAUGUGAAUGUGGACGUACAAGCCAUUCUGUUCGCUGUGGGCAUUCUGCUGCAAUUCAGUGUACUAAUAUAUGCAGGAAUGUUUUGAAUUGUAGUAAACAUAACUGUACCCAGAUAUGCCAUUCAGGAAAAUGCCAGCCAUGUGAAUUGACUGUCAAACAAGUUUGUUACUGUGGGAGUACUUCUCGAGAAGUGCUGUGUGGGGCUAGUGAUGAACAUUUCUCCUGUCUGAGAACUUGUGGCAAAAAAUUAUCCUGUGGAAUGCAUACCUGUGCACAAGUAUGCCACCCCCAGUCAUGUCAACCCUGCCCACGACUUCCACAAAUAGUGCACUGUUGCCCUUGUGGACAGACGCCUCUUAGUAAAUUAUUAGAGCUGGGUUGUCCAGAACGUAAACUCUGCACAGAUCCCAUCCCAUCAUGUGGAAGAACAUGUGGAAAACCUCUGCCUUGUAGUAGCUAUGAUGCUGUUCAUACAUGUGAAAACCUCUGCCAUGAAGGAGAAUGUGGGCAGUGUUCUCGCACAUCAAAAGUUUACUGUAGAUGUGCCUUAAAAACAAAGGAAGUUCCCUGUGCCUCUCUCAAAAAUCAAGUUGAUGUUGCAUUCUUAUGUGAUAAGCGAUGCAACAAGAAGUUAUCAUGUGGACGACAUAAGUGUAGUGAAAUUUGCUGUGUGGAUAAGGAGCACAAGUGUUCUUUGAUUUGUGGACGAAAACUCAACUGUGGUAUCCAUAGAUGCGAAGAACCAUGUCACCGUGGCAACUGCCAGAAGUGUUGGCAGACCGGUUUUGAGGAAUUAACUUGUUACUGCGGUGAAUCUGUGAUUUAUCCACCAAUACCUUGUGGUACUCGACCACCAGAAUGUAAAAAACCAUGUACUAGACCUCAUGAAUGUGAUCAUCCAGUGUAUCAUUCCUGUCAUAGUGAAGAGAAGUGCCCCCCCUGUACCUACCUUGUUCAGAAAUGGUGUAUGGGAAGGCAUGAAUUGCGGAGCAACAUUCCCUGUUACCUCACUGACAUCUCUUGUGGUCUUCCUUGUGAUCGAAUGUUAAAAUGUGGAAUGCACAAAUGUAAAAGAAUCUGCCACAAGGGGGAAUGCCUCAUAGAUGAAGAGUGCAGGCAGCCGUGUACUAUUCUUCGACUUCACUGUAAUCAUCCAUGUAUGUCCCCAUGCCAUCCAUCUUUACCCUGUCCUACGACAUCUUGCAGUUCAAAGGUUGAACUUCAGUGUGAAUGUGGAAGAAGAAAGGAGACUAUGAUUUGUUCAGAGGCAUCAAGCACUUUUCAAAGAAUAGCUGCUAUAUCUAUAGCUUCCAAAUUAACAGAUCCACAGUUUGGAGAUUCAAUAGAGAUAAGCAGAUUGAUAACCAAGAAGGAAAUGAAGCAAACCAGGUUACAAUGUGAUGAGGAAUGCUUGGCUCUUGAAAGAAACAGGCGGUUUGCUGAGGCUCUUCAUAUUGAUGACAGUUCCGACCCUUUUAAUGUCCGUGCCUCUACACCUAAGUACAGCGAUAUCUUGAAAGAGGAUGGCAGAAAAGAUCUAAAGUUUGUCAAUGAAGUUGAGAAAGAAAUGAAAGCUCUUAUAGAAGCAGUCAAUAAGAGCAAGCAUACAAAGAAGAGUCACUGCUUCCCACCCAUGAAUAGAGAACACCGCCGAAUCAUCCAUGAGCUUGCUCAAGCUUACGGCAUUGAGAGUGUGAGCUAUGAUAACGAACCAAAGCGCAAUGUUGUUAUCAGUGCGGUGAAAGGGAAAUCAGUCUGUCCGACGGUUUCUCUGACAUCGUUGCUUACCAAGGAGAGGCAGACUAGACCCCCACCACCUAUUCCUCAUCAUAAACAAUCAGAGAAGCAUGGGAAUAUCAACACAGAGAGAGGAGCCAAAGAGGAGCCAAUAAUUGACUACUUUGAUGUACAGGACUGAAAAGAUCAACAUGGAAUUAUGCUGCUGAAGAAUGAAAGUAAAGCUGUUGGUGUGUUCAGGAUCAUUUUUGUCAAAAUGCACUCUAUUUAGUCUGUUCAGAUGUCCUUGUGGAAAUAGCAGAUGAAGACAAAUUAUCCAUCACUUUUUAAACAUAAUGUGAGAGACGUAACCAGUUUUGGGUGAAUGAACAUAUUUUCUAAUGAAAUAUAUAUCCAUAGUUAAUUUCUGAUGUAAGGCUUGGAGUAUUUUAGAACUAAAUUAACAAGUGGUAUCUAAUGCAUUCAGCUGUAUAAAAUAAGUGAAUUCCUUUUUAUUUGGGUUAUGCUUCUUGGUACAAGACUAGAGAAAAAAAAGUGGCUCUGUGCAGGUCAUCUCUUCACACAGUUACAGUCAUAUAAGGGGAGAAUGGGGGCUGCACAUACUGGCCCUGCACCAAAUCUCUUCUCCCAAGUCCCAUUCCUCCAUACACGUGAAAUGGAAAAAACAGGCAUUAGGGGAGUUGCUUUACAUAUGUUGCCCCCUACUGUGAUAUAGAUCCCUCAUCUCCUGUGAAGAGUAGGUCAGUUCAGAGUCACCUCCUCCCCUGCACGCACACACACAAAAGCAGGCUGACAAAGGUGCAGGGCCAAGGCCAACACAGUUUUCUGCUCACCCUCCAUGCUGUUGUAAACAUGUUGGGGACUAGUACCCAAAAAGGUCUAAUAUCACUAAUAACUAUCAGCUGAAGUAAACAUGAGUUGUCGUGGUUGAAAUGUGAAUGAAGAAAGGUUCAGAUUAUAUUCAUGGUUCCAGAUAAAUUUAUAAAAAUCAUUUUUAGGUAAUAAAGCGUCAAUCCCAUUAGCAUUUUUGAUCUAGAGCACCUUGUGAACAGUAAAACUGGUGAGUCGUUACAUUUUUACCCAUAGUUUGUUUCUGAACUUUCCAGGUACAGAUAAUGUCAGGUGCCUAAUGAAUGAAUGGGUUAGAAUAGUAUUCAGUUGUCAGUCUUUAUUUUAGAAACCCACUUCUUUCUUAUUGUUCACUUAGGGUUGUGUGCACAGCUGUGCUGGGCUUGUGGUGAUAAAAAAUAAACUUUUAGGUUAAUGAGGAAAGAAAUUCUGGUCAGAAUGUAACUGAGCAUGGCUGUUGUAUUUAGGAAAAAAAAUUGCCAACAAUGUCCUUCCUUCUUGGAACCUGUCAGUUUUCUUGUCAGCUGCUGUAAGAGGCAGACAUGUGUAUGCUAUCCUCUUUUUCACCUUUUCUUAGUGGGCAGCUUCUUAUAAUCAGCUGUCACAGUUACAGUAGUGCCAACAUUGACACUUCUUGCUGAAAAUGUAGCAUUGGUGUUACCUGAGGAUAUACUUUAGUCAGUAUUGUCUGUUCUGUGCCACUGGUUCCUUGACUUUGCAUAAAAAGUUUCAAGCAGCCUUUUAUUAUUGUGCAGGAAAUAUUGAAGGCAAUUAUACUACCCAUAUUUGGCUUGUGAAUAAAUGAACAUAUAAAAUAUUGUUGCAUUAUGACUUGGAAUAGAGAGAGGGACUUGGAAUUGGCCUCCUAAUAGCUAAACACUCUAACAUAAAAAGUCUCAAAUCAUAGCAUAAUUUUGAUCUGCUGUACACAGAAGCAUAGAAUUAGAUAAAGCAGCCCUUAACAUAUUUGCACCUCUUAUUCUUCACUUAGACAGUUUGUUUACCUAUUCUGCAUGUACACACAAAUGUUUUAGAUAACUCAUUACAACAUAACAAUGUACCUCAUCAAAGAAAUGGUGGAAUUUUGUUUCACAGGAGUAUAGGUGAAUACUUACUUGGCAUUGUUAGCCAAAAUGCCUAAAACCUGAGCACAAUGGUGCCUUUUCCAAACAUCUUAAAGGAAGAGCCCACUCCCUUUUCUAUGUACAUGUGGUAAAGUUAUGUCAUUGUUGCCCCCAUCAAAGGAUUGCUUCCUGUACGGUUGGGUCUUUGCAUAUCCCAAAUAGUUUUUGUGUUCGCCUCACCAAUAUUAAUAUUUUUAUUAAAUUUAUAUUUAACAGAGGAAGCAACAAAUACACGUCAGUGCAGAAUGAAUCCAAGUGAAUAUGGAGUCAUGCUCAGCAAAUCAAGCAUAGUUAAGAUGCACAUUUCUUUUCACCUCUUGUUUUGGGAAGGGUUUUCACAUCUGCACAAGCUGACGUGCAGAUAAUUCUGCAUGUGGUUAUAGAAUGCAAUGCCUUUUUGUGUCAACUCCCUUGGCCAAAGUCCAUGAGUGCAGAAAGAUUUAUUCUCAGUUUGCUAUUUUCAUACAGUGUGUUGUGUUCUUAAGUGAUUGGUUCUUCUUCUGUUGCUUGGUGAAAAAUGCCAUGUAGACAUUAAUGGAUCUGGUAUUCCCUUUGCUGGUUUUGCAAAAUUUUGGCAUGUCUUACAUGGAGCUGAAUUCUCAGCUAUUGUUUUGAAAUUACAAUUUUCAUUUGUUUACAUAUGAUAAUAUCGUUUUUGCAUUAUCUGGUACGUGAAGUGAAAGGAAAAACCUGUUGAAAGCAAAUGUUGCAAACUCUUCUAUUUUGCAAUUAUGAAAUAGGCAAUUCAAUUUAUAUAUGCAGAUGCCUGAUGCAGGUAGAGGUUAAGGCUGAUACUUUGUAAUAUUUACAUAUAUUCAAAAUUGCUUGGAUUACUCAAUGCUCUCUGUGCACCAAUUUGUGUGUAAGCUAAAGUUGUGAAAAUUGCUAUGGAAACCAUUCCUUAUGCCAUUUCUCAUGAUGUAUUUCAUGAUGAAGUAAAGAAUAUUGAUUUAUGAUCGUUUUUAA